AUGCUUCCCCUGCUCUUCCCACUUGGGUUGUAUGCCACUGUCGUGUCCGCAACAUUCAUCGGUAUCACAUCAGGAGGUGCAGAGUAUGUCGAAAUUAGCGACUGCUCCAAUUGGCGCGUAGCAAACGCGAACGGCACUCUUUCAUUCGAUGCAACAGUCCCAGGCCUCAUCCAUACGGAUCUAUAUGCUGCUGGUAUAAUUGCAGAUCCCUUAUAUGGAGAUAACUUUGCCACACAAGACUGGAUUGCAGCCGACAAUUGGACGUACUCACGAAAACUACCCGACACGGCACCGUCUGGCAAAAAGUGGACGGACUUCCGCCGAGUCUAUCUUGUAUUCGAAGGACUGGAUACUAUCGCCACCGUCAACUUAGGCGGAGAAUUCGUAGGGUUUGCCAACAACCAAUUUCGUCAAUGGGUCUUCGAUGCAACCUCCUUUCUCACUACUUCAUCAGAGCUGGAGGUUAAAUUUCAAAGUGCGAUUCAAUAUGCUCUCUAUCAGCAGGAUACUCAUGAUCAACCAUACACCCUGUUCACCAAUUAUGGUGACGUGUAUCCAUUCGGAAGGGAGUUCAUCAGAAAAAUCCAGUCAGAUUUCGGAUGGGAUUGGGGUCCUCAUUUUGCGCCACAGGGAAUCUAUAAACAAGCUUAUUUAGUCGGCCUCGAUGAUGGAAUCGCGAUAACGAACACAUUCAUCGACAUCUACAAAGAUAAUCAACGUCCCAACGACAUCUUCUUUGAGGAAAACUCUCCCUGGACAGUCAAUGUCAGUAUAGAUUAUUUAUCAGCUGGAUGCCAGGAAUCUGCAAUCCUCGGUAUCGAUAUAGGCGGUCACAAUGUCUCCACUCCAGCCUUGAAAAUCCGAGAUGGGCAUGGUAGAGUAGGAACAAGUCUGACCAUCGCUGAUGGUGAUGUCGAGCGUUGGUGGCCUUGGGAGUUCGGUACACCACAUAUGUAUAAUGCAAGUAUAUGUCUACAACUCGAUGCAGGGGCUCAGAUAGACUUUGUCCAACGAACAGCCUUUCGCACCAUUGUAAUGGAUCUGACGCCGUAUAAUGAUCGACCUGGCAAUCAUUUCAGCUUUCGUAUCAACGGACACCGGUUUAACACCAAAGGCAUCAACAUGGUCCCUAUAGAUCCGUUCGAGCAGCGCGUCAAUGAAGCAUGGGCUCGUCGGCUGCUCGAAGCUUCUGUGGCAUCCAAUUACAACAUGAUCCGACUAUGGGCUUCUGGAAACUACUACCCGGACUACCUGUAUGAUGUCGCAGAUGAACUUGGCAUUCUACUCUGGUCAGAUUUCCAAUUCAGCGACAAUUAUUACCCUGUGUGGCCAGAGUUCCUAGAGAACGUGCAGGAGGAAGUCCGAUAUCAAAUGCGCAGGCUCAAUCAUCACCCAUCAUUGGCUGUAUGGGCCGGCGGCAAUGAGAUGGAACGCUAUGCAGUGCGAAUGCAAGCCCGUAACGAGACAUAUGGCGAAGCUUGGUUCGACAACUACACAACCCUUUUCGUCGAUACUAUCUGGCCCGAAGUCUACCAAAACACGCGCUCAAUUUCAUGGCUGCAGGCCAGUGACACUCAGGGCUACGAGUCUUAUGAUUCAAGCACCGGAGUCUGGAUCCCAAAAUAUACCGACCAAGAUAGCUAUGGCAACCGGUUCGUUGGGCCGCAAGAGGACUACUAUCUGAAGGUUAACGAGGUUUUCAACAAUUCCGUAGUGCUAGGCGGACGCUUUGUUGUUGAGUACGGGAUGUUCAGCUGGGACUCCUACGAAUCGUACCGCACUGUGCUCCCCGAGUCCGAGCUUGUUGCCGAUGGCGAAGUUCUUCUCUCGCGCUGCUACGACGGCGGCCCAACCGUAUAUCCAGAUACCAUUGCGGCCUUGCAAACAUUCUACGGCACCCCGACCGUCAAGGAUCCCACAUCAUACUUCGACCAAGUCACAUGGUUAUCCCAGAUCUAUCACGCUGAAAUCCUUAAGUUCAAGACCGAAUCCUACAGACGCGGCAUCGGCCUACCCGAAAACAACCUUGGUGCUCUUGUAUGGCAACUGAAUGCCCCGUGGACCACUUUGGCUCUCAACACGAUCGAGUAUACUGGCCGAUGGAAAGUGCCCCAGUACAUCACGCAACAGAUUUUCUCGCGUGUGGCCGUCAGCUCAUGGUUCGAGCCUUCAAACAACACGUUCAAUAUCUGGAUGGCGUCCGACCUCUGGACGGAAUGCCAGGGCACAGUCGAAGCCACGUGGGCGACUUGGGCCGGCGAGACCGUAGAGACCACGACACACGACUUCACACUAGCGAACAUGGCAAGUGGUGAAGUAGUUCAGAAAACUGGCUGGGAGACCAUCCUGCCACAAGGCUACGACUCGUCUGACGUGGUCCUUCUGCUCAAGGCGACUGCAACAGACGGUGAGGGCAAGCAAUGGGUUCAUGAGAACUUCUGGGUGCCCAAUCAGCUCGUCAAUGCGACGCUGCAUGACCCAUGUCUCGAGCUGAAAAGGACCGGGGACGGAAAGUUCACGGUCACGGCGAACAAUGCUACUGCGGCAUAUGUAUGGCUGACGGAGCCUGCUGGUGUGGUGGGCUUCUUUGACCAGAACGCGGUGUUCCUUGCGAAGGGAGAGACGAGGACUUUCAAGUUUAUAGUUCAGAAAGAUGAGACUGAUGGCGUGUGGCAAGAUGGAGUCAAGGUGAGAAGUUUCUGGGAUAACUUCGAGUGACGGUCCAUGUGCAUAGCUUUGAAGCGCUGUGAUUUACACCAAGGCAACAACAAGAGACCUCGAGGCUCAGGAC
Molecule: messenger RNA, 2791 nt
Organism: Pseudovirgaria hyperparasitica
Lineage: Eukaryota; Fungi; Ascomycota; Dothideomycetes; Acrospermales; Acrospermaceae
Product: glycoside hydrolase
Exons: 7
Coding region: 1-2718 (905 amino acids)
Biological process (GO): glycoprotein catabolic process
Molecular function (GO): beta-mannosidase activity
Source: RefSeq, a predicted model, not a curated record